Pleuronectes platessa (European plaice) is the source of this 5642-nucleotide messenger RNA. RefSeq names its product thyroid hormone receptor associated protein 3b (gene thrap3b). Gene Ontology annotation, cellular component: mediator complex. The transcript has 11 exons. Lineage: Eukaryota; Metazoa; Chordata; Actinopteri; Pleuronectiformes; Pleuronectidae. Gene Ontology annotation, biological process: positive regulation of transcription by RNA polymerase II. Gene Ontology annotation, molecular function: transcription coregulator activity; DNA binding. The record is from RefSeq and is a predicted model, not a curated record. The coding region runs from base 1452 to 4136 and encodes 894 amino acids.
CGAUCAAAUAUUAGAGGCUUUGUGGUCGCUCUUGUCUUCACCUCGGCUCUUGGCAACUUUGCCCUCAAACAGAAAUCUCACGGCUGCAGCAGCCAAUCAGCUUCGGCCACAGAGCAUCUGCCACGGGGACGAGAGGAUAUCAAAUGUCCAACCCAAUACACAGGAGCUUGUUUCACUGGGACCACGCUGCCAUUUGGUACAGAGACGUGAUCCUGGACCUGUUGUUUGUAUCUGUUUACUUUGGUCUGGGUGGUGAUUGUAUAAAUAGAGAGGUUAGUCACCAUAUGAUACAGAGAGAGUCUCAUCAUCAGUUCACAUUAAGAAGAAUCUGAAUCAACCUGCUUCUCUGUCUGAGUAGAAAUACACUAUUAUGUUCCAUUGUUUACCAAAUAGCUCAGAUGUGUACAUGACAACGUGACUCAGGUUCCAUUACAUUCAGAUUCAGAUGGUUUGUAUCGUGUGAAAGACUGAACUUCAUCUUUCCUAGUUUUUAAUUUAACACUGGCAUCAAGAGUUUUAGGAUCUGGACUGAAGAGCAGGGGUUUUAAAUUUCAGAUUUAUGUUAGAUCAGGUACCUUAACACGUUUAUAAAUAAAGAUUAAACUGAUGUGAUGAAACCUGUGGCCCAGCGGGAACCUGAUUGAAGUGUUUUUAAGCGUAUAGAAUGAGCAGCUUGACAAGAAGCUAAUCAACACAAUCUCAUUUCAAUAAAGGACGGGAAAUGAUGACACACAAAAAUCUCAAAUCAAAGAUAAAAUAGUACAACGUCAUUUAAAGGUAAUUCCUAAAGAAAAGGAUAAAUAAAAGUGCUGUGACAACAAAAAACAAUCAAGAACCUGGUGGUUUAAUGCCCUGUGCUAGGAAGGUCCUGACCUCUCAUGUAAAGGGCCUUGAGAAAAUUUAUAUUAUGAUUUGGGGCUAUACAAAUCAAAUAGAAUUGAAUGAAGCAGCUCAACAGAAGAGCUUCAGUGAGUCUGAAGGGGCUGAACUCGAAGUGCAGCAACACUUUGUGCUUCAUCCAAAAACAACAGUAUUCACAUGUCAGAACAGAUGUCGUGUCGCUGAGUGAUUGAACCCGACAGUUCCCGUCAUGGCCGGAUGAUAAUGAGCUUUUUAAUCUUUGCUCUGUCUCAUCACACACACACUGUACACGUACAUUACACUCUCCGCUAACCGGCCUGGAGGCUUAUUACAAAUAUUCUUUCAAACCGCUCUCUUCAAACAGCAUCAUUGAAAACGCCUCCAGAGAAGAGAACUAUUUAUAAGUCAGAUGUGAUCUCCUGAGUGUUUGUCAGACAGCUGGUUGCAGGAGGCUGUGCACGUUCUCAUCACCUUUCACCGAAGUUUCCCUCCGCACGAGGUUGUAGGAACCAUCUCGCUCUCUCUGCGUCCACGACCUUUCCCCUCUGCCCUGACAGGAGACGAAUAUUUAAGUUGACCUGAGUGCAAAGAUGUCGAAGGCUCCAGACGCUCGCGCUCAGUCCCGCUCCAGAUCCAAGUCCAGAUCCAGAUCCUACUCCAGGUCUCGCUCCAGGAGCCACUCCCGCUCAAGAUCCAGGAAACGUCGCUACAGCUCCAGGUCUCGGUCCCGCUCUCGUUCUCACACUCCCUCCUACAGAAACUAUCCUAGCAGGGACUAUCAGAACAACAGAGGCGGCUUCAGAGGCUACAACCGCGGCUACAGGCGGCCGUUCCACUACAGACCCAGAAACCGCGGCUACUACAAUCGUGGUCACUACCAGAACCGAGGAGGCGGUGGCUACAACCAUAAAUCCAACUGGCAGGGUGGUGGUGGUGGUGGUGGAGGCGGCGGCGGAGGCUGGCACGAGCGCCACCACGACCAGGACCACCACUCGCACAGUCCCAGGAGGGGGCGCUCCCGCUCCCGCACACCCAAGAAGCGCUCUGGCAGCCGGAGCCGCUCUCACUACUCCGAGCGCUCGUCGUCGGGGAAAUCUCAGCGCUCCAGGCACUCUAGUGAAUCCUCUCGGUCCAGGUCCUCCAGCCCGCGCCAUCGCAGCGGCAAGAGCAAGCGUGGCCCCAAGGAAGCCAAAGACAAGCCCGCAGAAAGUCCUCCAGAGAAACCAGGUCACGCCGCGGAUGGCAGCGCUAUCGAGAAGGCAUCCGGGGGGAAAUGGAUCGACUAUGACACCAGCCCCAAACGUGCUAACCUGAAGAAGGAGGACGCUCUCAGUGGCUCUGAGACGAAGGGACCCAGCAGCAGUGGUCCUCUGUGGAAAACCAUCGGGGGCGAGACCCCUCCCCCCAAGAGCCCCAGCAAGUCCGAACAAACCGCCUCCUUCGGCGGCUUCGGGUUCUUCUCGAAUGAAGAAGUCAAAUCUGGAGAUAAGACUGUGAUCUCUGCUGCCUUCAAAAAGUUCUUGAAUGAGAAUAAAAACAAACAGGCCGCUGAAAAGGAGAACGGUCGUGAGAAGGAGCAGAGCAGUGAAGACAGAGACCUGGAGAAAGGAAACAAGCCCGGAGACCUCUUCAGCAUGUCCUCCUCUUUCGCCAAGGAGGAAAAGACACGUCCCUUCUUUGAUGCUGGAGAAGAGGAGUUCCUCAAGUCUCACGGCCUGAAGGACCACGACAUUGACGAGGACGGCGACAACAAACCAUCCCUGACGGCUCGCGACAUUUUCGGGAAGUGGGGGGACGAGCCGGUCUACACGACGUCCUACCCGUCCGUCAAGGAGAAAACCCGCAGGGACGAAGAAGAGCUUGAGCCCGUCGAUCACAUGGAGGAGGAUAUGUACCGGAGCCGCAAGCACAGCUCGAAGAAGGAGGAGAAGUCCAAGAAGAAGGAGAAGAAGGAGAAGCCCCGGAGGAGUCCGUCCCCUGCCACGUCGAUGUCUCGAGAGAAAGAGCGCCCCCUCUUUCCUGGAGCGUUCCCUCCUCGUGAGGACUCUCCUGUACGUCUGUCAUGUUCCAGGGAGGAGUUUGAGCUCAAAUUCGGUUCUUCAGAUGAGCUGCCCAGUGUUCCUCACUCCUUCUGUUCUCUCAGCUCCUCCUCGUCUAAAGAUCGUCUCGUGCCCCGGGAUCUGCUGAAUGUCUCCAAGAAGGAUCCGGAGUUUCGUUCCACCUUCCAGCACAUUCAGGCCGCCCAGCUCCGCCGCAGCCCCUCAGAGCUGUUUGCUCAGCACAUAGUCUCAAUCGUGCACUAUAUCAAAGCUCAACACUUCCACUCGUCAGACAUGACUUUGAGUGAGCGGUUUGCCAUGUACCAAAGAAAAGCUGCAGAGGUAGAAAUGAUGAAGCCAAGAAAGAGCCCAGAAAUCCACAGGAGAAUCGAUGUUUCCCCCAGUGCCUUUAAGAGGCACUCUCACCUGUUUGAGGAUAUGGAGGAGGCGAGCUACAAGGAUCCGACUAAAAAGUUCAAAGGUGAUGUGAUGGACCUGCGGCUGGAUAUUGAAAGACGCAAGAAGUUUGCGGUGAAAGGAGCCAGGAGCCCCGGAGACUCCCGAGGGCCCAGCAGAGAAAAGUCCUCUGAGAAAUCUGGGAAACACCACAAAAAGUCCAAGAAGGGAAAGAAGAAGCGUGAUCGCUCCCCGUCCUCCUCUUCCUCCUCGUCCUCUCCGUCCCCUUACCCUUCACAUUUCAGAGGUAAACCCUACAUGGGCGAGGGGAUGGAGCAGUCGGAGGAGGGCUACCCUCACCCACGUUAUCCCCCAAGAGACUGCGGGGGACCUGGGGAAAGAGGCCCCCGGGAAUACGAGGGCCACCCCCCCGAGAGAGGCCGAGGUCGUGGAUUUUUCCCCAGAGUGAGAGGACGAGGUUGGAACAGGGGAAACUAUCCCGGCAACAACGGCAAUGUAAAUCCUGCUAAUAUGAAUCCUGCAGUGCGCCCCCCCGAGGAGGAGUGGGACCCUGAGUAUACGCCCAAGAGCAGGAAGUAUUACCUGGUGAGCACCUGCAGCAAACGAGACAUGAAGACGCCACCUACAGGUUUAGAAAAUAACCACUGCACGAUGACAGAGACGGAGAGAAAACCUGGAUCGAUAACCGCGGGAGGGGGCGGGGCUCCUUCCCGGCUCGCCGCGGCCGCUUCGUCUACCGGAAGGGAGGCAGCAGCCCGAAGUGGACGCACGACAUGUUCCAGGGAGGAGAGGAGCGGGACAUGGGAGACGACUGCGUAGAAGUGGACCACAAAGACCUGAAGGGCGGUGGCGGGGGUGGUGGCGGUGGUGGGGGCGAGGGCCCCCCCGGCCUGAAGCAGUGACCUGCUCCGCUCCCUCCUCCCACUUUUAUCACCGUGUCAGAGUCGUGGUGACGGGGUUGUUCUUUCUUUGUUUCUCCCCUCCAAGUCAUCUCAUGGUUUAACGGUUAAAAUGUGUUUUUUAGUUUGAGUGAAACCUUGUUACUGACUUGAAACGGAAAGCAGUGCUCUGUUUGCGCGGCUGUUUCCAGACAUGAACCAGACCCAAUGUUUUCCGGACAUCUUCCAGGAGAGUUUGCCUUUUGUGAGAUCGUCUGGUGAAGUGAGAAGGAAAUGUUCAGAGCAACCGACUCGGACAUUUGUGGUCUCUCCGUGAACUCCGAGGAAAAUGUCCGGACUUCAUUGUGCGUCUGAAAACAGCUUCUGUAAAGAUGAGUGUGUGUUUCUUCUUCUUUUUCUUUUUUUUUUUUACGUGACAGUGAGUUUAAUCGGUUUCCUUUUGCUGCUGUGUCUUUGUAACAGAGCGAUUUACCGAGGCCACCGAGUUUAAAUAAGAAAGGAGUUUUGUGCCUUAGAAUAAAAAAAUACUGUGCUCAUGUGAUCUGUUUAAAAGGUACAGGAAGGCAUUCUGGUUGUUUUUGUUUUUCUUCCUUUGGGGCCCGUGAUAAAUCUUUGCCGUGGCUUCAUGAUGUGUUUUGAUUCGUUCCCGCUCCAUGGGACCAAUCAGUGGCGGGAACCUGACCCGUGAUUCAUCAUCGACACACGAUCACACAACGUGACCGUUUCUCUGUUAAACCCCCGGACCGUUGAUGUUAGUCACUGUUCUCUGAGCUGUUUCACUUCACCUUGAUUCCCCUCAUUAGGAGGUGAAGACAUUUUAUAUGUGUUAUACAUUAUAUUCUCAUCGAUUUGUGAUUUCAGUAAAAAAACAAAACAACUAAUACAUUUAAAAGAAUUGGCACAAAAAAGAAAAUCUCCUGAUUUGCUGUAGACACGUUAGGUUUUCCUGCCUCUGUGAUAUCAAUGUAGGUGAGUGGCUACGUUUGUUUAGACUUUUAAUAAAAAAGAAAUAGUACGUGUAUAGAAUUAUACGACAUAAGUUAUUCUUAUCGUAACGUCUGAGGGAGGAAAAACCACAUUCUUUAAAAUACCAACUGCAUCGAGUCGCUCGUAACAAAGACCUGCAGUGGAAACUUUGUGCUGAACCUGAAUACGUGAAGAGAAACCUGAAAAUCUGUGACACGACAUUUUUUCAAGUAGCAAAAAUACAAACCUGUUCAUUUGAAGCAUCGACAGGAGCUAGAAGUACUUUUUGUGGAUCCCACUUCGUCGUCUCACUUUUGACUGUACAUAGUGCAUGUACUAAACACAACUGUAGGACUGUUCCAUUUGUUUUUUUUUUGUUUAAUCAAAAGUUCAAGACUUUUUUUACUGUUCUCAAGAGCUUUGAAUUACUUGUCUAAUAAAUUCUUUGAUUCAGGGCAAA